Rotaria sp. Silwood2 is the source of this 255-nucleotide messenger RNA. The record is from the annotation of a GenBank genome assembly. NCBI's taxonomy places the organism in Eukaryota, Metazoa, Rotifera, Eurotatoria, Philodinida, Philodinidae.
AUGAAAGCCGCUAUUAAUACUUGUAAACAUUUAAAUGUUAAAUCAAUAAUUGUUGCUGUUCCUUGUGGCCCAACUGAUGGUGUUAAGGAUAUUAGUAAAUCAGUUGAUAAGGUUAUAUGUUUAACAACACCUGAUCAUUAUCAUGCUGUUGGACAAUGUUAUAAUUCAUUUGAUCAAACAACUGAUGAAGAAGUUAUUGAAAUUCUGGCUAAAUAUCAAGAUUUAAAUAUUGAAAAUAUUUCAAACAGUUAUUAA